Conger conger (European conger) is the source of this 4979-nucleotide messenger RNA. It is a transcript of the gene lig3, whose product is annotated as ligase III, DNA, ATP-dependent. The coding region runs from base 439 to 3483 and encodes 1014 amino acids. NCBI's taxonomy places the organism in Eukaryota, Metazoa, Chordata, Actinopteri, Anguilliformes, Congridae. Gene Ontology annotation, molecular function: DNA ligase (ATP) activity; ATP binding; zinc ion binding. Gene Ontology annotation, biological process: DNA biosynthetic process; mitochondrial DNA repair; lagging strand elongation. The record is from RefSeq and is a predicted model, not a curated record. The transcript is spliced from 21 exons. Gene Ontology annotation, cellular component: DNA ligase III-XRCC1 complex.
AGCAACUGCGUCGCGGCCCUGAAAAUUGAGCGCCUCGCUCACGUGAAAUUUCCGCGGCUCCCACAGGCGGAUUUCCAGAGCAAGUCGGACAACAUUCUAACCGUCAUGCAAUGCGUUUUGAAAGGCGGUGGUCAAAACUGCGCAGGCCUAGCUCAUCUCAAACAAGCCUGAUAUGUCUUGCGCCCUCCUACAUCCCACAGUCCGAUGCCUCUUCGAGAACUGCGUGAACAAAAGAGUAACGUGGCAAGAAUUUAAAGGGAAACAAAUACAUAUUGUAGCUGUAACGUUGGCGUAUGUAAAGAUUACACUAUUAACGUAAAUAGCUGGCUAACUGUCUUGUUUGCGUAAUGGUGCCGGAUAGUGGUGCAAUUCGUCACCUUAAAUAAUAAAAGUACAAUCGAUGAACGGGACUGAUGACGACACAAAUAAAGAUCUUGGAUGCUCCGACAUUCCAUUUACAGGGCACGACAAAUAUUGCUCAUAGUCCCAUUGAGAAAGCAGUGUGGGAAUAAACCUUACUGGCGAACUCCUGAAACUUUUCACUUCUACCUGUGCACACGGUUGUUUUCGCUUAAUCACAUUGGUGGCAUACUCUUCAAACCUGGGCACACUUAUCAGUUCACCCAGGCACCUCAACUCUUCAGCUUCUCCAUUAGACGUUUCCGAGCCUCCUUGUCCCAGUUCAGCAGCGAUUGGACAGGAAUGGCAGAGCAGAGGUACUGUGUGGAGUACGCCAAGCGCGGCACGGCUGGCUGCAAGAAGUGCAAAGACAAGAUCAUGAAAGGGUUGGUGCGUAUAGGUAAGAUUGUGCCAAACCCCUUCAGUGAGUCGGCGGGUGAGAUGAAGGAAUGGUACCACGUGAAAUGCGUAUUCGAGAAGCUUGAGCGUGCGCGGGCAACUACGAAAAAAAUCGAAGAUAUCACGGACCUGGAGGGCUGGGAGGAACUGCAGGAUGAGGACAAAGAACUGAUCAAUAAACACGUGGGAGAUUUGGCUGCGAAGACAAACGCCAGCCCAAAGAAGAAAGUUCAAGCGAAGCUGAACAACAGCGGAGGAAUAACAUCACCCCUUGCUGAUCCAUCUGUUAAUGCCCCCAGGAAAUUCUCUGGCUUCACUGCUACCAAAGCAGGGACCAGCCCAGGCCCCUCUCCUGCCAAAACCAGUCAAGGGAGCACACUGUCGGCCCAGAUGUGUGACCCCACGCAUAAGGACUGCUUGCUCAGGGAGUUCCGUAAGCUGUGUGCCAUGGUGGCAGAAAAGCCCAGUUACAAUGUAAAGACCCAGAUCAUCCAAGACUUCCUGAGGAAAGGCUGUGGUGGGGAUAAGUUCAGGGGAGACCUAUACCUGACCGUGAAGCUGCUUCUCCCAGGAGUGGUCAAGAGUGUGUACAACCUGAACGACAAGCAAAUUGUCAAGCUUUUCAGUCGUAUCUUCAACUGCAACCAGGAGGAAAUGGUGCGGGACCUGGAGCAGGGAGACGUCUCUGAAACAGUCCGGAUCUUUUUUGAGGACAGCAAGUCGUUUCCCCCAGCGGCAAAAAGUAUCCUGACCCUCCAGGAAGUUGAUGCCUCCCUGGUUCGUCUGGCCCAGCUCACCAAAGAAGAUGAUCAACAGAAAGAGUUGGAGACCAUAUCUAAACGAUGUACAGGAAAUGACCUCAAAUGUAUCAUAAGACUCGUCAAACACGACCUGAAGAUGAACUCCGGAGCUAAGCAUGUCUUGGAUGCUGUGGACCCAAAUGCCUAUGAUGCAUUCAAGGCCUCUCGUAACCUGGGAGAUGUGAUUGAUAGGGUGCUGCGAAACCAAAUGGAAUCAUCCAAUGGCUCCGGUCCCAGAAAGAUCCUGAGUGUGGAGGCCACCCUGAUGACACCUGUGCAGCCCAUGCUGGCGGAGGCAUGUAAAUCCGUCGACUACGCCAUGAAGAAAUGCCCCAAUGGAAUGUACUCUGAGAUAAAGUAUGAUGGGGAGCGUGUGCAGGUCCACAAGAAUGGAGAUCACUUCAGCUACUUCAGUCGCAGUCUUAAGCCUGUACUUCCGCACAAGGUGGCCCAUUUCAAAGAGUUCAUCCCGCAGGCGUUUGCAGGGGGUCAUAGCAUGAUUCUAGAUGCAGAGGUGCUUCUUAUUGACACGAACACCAGCAAGCCCCUGCCCUUUGGGACCCUGGGAGUCCACAAGAAAGCAGCUUUCCAAGAUGCCAAAGUGUGCCUGUUUGUCUUCGACUGUAUAUAUUUCAACGGUGUGACCCUGAUGGACAAGCCCCUGCAUGAGCGAAGAAAGUUUCUUCAGGAUAACAUGGUGGAGGUUCCCAACAGAAUUCUGUUUUCCGAGAUGAAGCAUGUCACUAGAGCUGCAGACCUGGCUGAGAUGAUCACUCGAGUUAUCAGAGAGGGCCUGGAGGGGCUGGUUUUGAAGGAUAUCAAGGGCACGUAUGAGCCAGGGAAGCGCCACUGGUUGAAGGUAAAGAAGGACUAUCUGAAUGAAGGGGCCAUGGCUGACACUGCUGACUUGGUGGUUCUAGGCGCCUUCUACGGCAAAGGCUCAAACGGGGGUAUAAUGUCCAGUUUCUUGAUGGGCUGCUAUGACCCGGAUUCUAAGAAGUGGUGCACAGUGACCAAGUGUUCUGGAGGGUAUGAUGACGCCACUCUGGCCAGACUACAGAAUGAGCUGGACAUGAUCAAGAUAAGCAAGGAUUUAAGCAAAAUCCCGAGCUGGUUGAACAUAAUCAAGAACUACUAUCCAGAUUUCAUUAUCCGAGAUCCUGAAAAAGCCCCGGUGUGGGAGAUCACAGGGGCGGAGUUCUCCAAAUCCGAAAUGCACACGGCUGAUGGCAUUUCCAUCCGCUUCCCUCGCUGCACCCGUAUCCGUGACGACAAGGACUGGAAAAGUGCCACGAACCUGAUCCAGCUCAAAGAACUCUACAGAGUUUCAAAGGAAAGGUGUGAUUUUGAGAUCACAGGAGGAUCUUCAAAGGGCAGCAAUGACAAGAGCUCCUCUGGGGGAGAUAGCGGAGGAAACUCUCCCUCCACCUCCCAGGCAGCAGCCAUGCCCAGCAAGGCUGGACGUGGCAGUGCUCCCAAAGCAAAGUCAGUGAAAAAAGAGACCCCCUCCCCAGUCCCUGCAGCCAAGAGGAAACCUCCUCCUGAGGAACACAGUGCACGGAAGAUGAGAAAGACAGAAACCAUACACAGCAAUGGGCAAAGCAAACCGAAGACUGCCCCUUCCCAAUCAGCAGAAAGCAAAAAGGAAAAGACCUUACUGGACAUCUUCAGUGGGGUGAAGCUGUUCCUGCCAGAGUCCGUACAAGACUAUGUGAAACUGCGGCGGUAUUUUGUGGCCUAUGACGGCGACCUGGUCCCAGAGUAUGAUGCUGCCUCAGCAACCCACACGCUGUCCAUGCCUGAGGAAGACAGCCAGGCACAGAGAGUCACUGCCAACUGGAUCUGGGAGUGCAUCCGGAAACGAAGAGUGGUUCCACCUUGUUGACUGCUUCUCCCCCAGCAAUGAGAACCCUAGGGGACAGGAACACAACCACGUGUACAACACAAACACAGCUGACUAGUUUCACAUGUGAAAAUUGAGAAUUAUAAACCUGUAGUCAUCUAUACCGUGAGGCAGUUUGAGAUUGAAGUAGAUAAGUACCAGUGUACGUAAACCGCUCGAGGGGGGGUAGAUGGUAAAUGGUAAAUGGCUGGCAUUUAUAUAACACCUUUAUCCAAAGCGCUGUACAAUUGAUGCUUCUCAUUCACCCAUUCCCCCAUACACUCACACACCAAUACCAUGCAAAGUACCAACCAGCUCAGAGCAUUUGGGGGUUUGGUUAGGUCUUCCUCAGGCAUAGUUCAACACACCCAGGCUGGGAUUGAACUGGCAACCCUCGGACUGCCAGGCAACUGCUCUUAACCACGUGAGCCAAUGUGCCCCCCUUGAUGGAAUUGGGUGAAGGUUUGUGAUUCAGGAGUGUCCCCGCUUUGUAAAAUGAAAAGAUAUGUUGCUGGCAAGCUAACGUCAUAUUUUCAAAUUACAUUUAAAGUAUAAUUAACUUUGUUUGGUUUGGUUGGGUAUAUUACAAGAAUUAUAUUUAGAUUUAGUUUUUUUUAUUUAUUUAAUGUUUGUUUUAGUCUUGUGUUCGGACUUAUUAGAGUAGCAUACGUGAUAAUGUUGACCAGGGCCAAGGAGGCAAGUUGUAACAGUAUAAAACACUCCCAGGUUUGCAUUCAGGUCAAGUAGACCAUUAGUUACUUUUGCAUGAUACAAUGUAUAGUUCAAUGACAUGCAACCAUGAUCUGUAAAAAUCCAUUCUUUCCCACCAGCAAUUGGUUUGCUGAUCACCUAAUUGUAGUACACUGGAACUUGCUGCAUGCAUUUCUCAUAUUGGUAGCAGUUGGUCAGUAAGAACACCAACAAUCUUAGGGCUAUUAAAGGAAAGAGAACUCAGAUGAAGUCUUUAAGGCUUUUUCGUACACAUGACUGAGAGCCCAAAAGUUACACACCGCAUUUUUUACUUGAUUUUUAUGAGAUAAAAUUAAACCCUGAUCCAAUAUUUCUCUCAGCUUUGUGACAUCAAAGGGGGAAUUUGCAUAUUUAAAGUUUCAUGUGCACAAACAAACCUGACAAGACCAGGUUGUUUUUUAUGACUGCUGUUUUGUGACAAAAGUAACAAAAAGUAUAAAUUUUCAUGUAGAAUGGACUAUGCGUGUACAUCUGCUGGCACUCAAUAAUACAAUUAUUUAACGCAUUUUGGACAGUUUUUUUUUUUUUUUUUUUUUUAUUCCGAGGGGAAACAUCAGUUGCAAGUUGUCAAUGUCUGAACUAAGUACAUAUGUGCUGGGAGGGUGUGUUUUCCUUGGGGUGUACUGUGAAGAACCCUUGCCUUCAAGUGCCGAUGUAUGAUCAACAAUUACACUUGUCAAAAGAGUUUCUGUACUAUGGGAACAUUUUCACUGGUGUUUGGAAAACCAAAUAAACAUCUUAGUUAAAAA